AUGGCUCUGCAUGAUGCGUCCACGACUAGCGACCGACAGGAACAGUACCACUUGGUUCGGAAAUACGGGAUAUGCCUGGAAGGGCCAACCCUACCGGAGACGUGGCCUGCGAAGUACCAGUCGCUCUUUCAGCUGGUUCGCGAAGCGGACAAAAUCCGAUAUGAUAAUUACAAGCACGCUGGACUGGAAAAUCCAGCUCGAUCGCCGGUACCUGUUGACGAAAUAUGCGCUACAGUCAGGGGACUUGUUCAGACAGCAUAUGGCUUGCGUCGAUCCUGGGCUAGUGAUGACAUGUGGAGAGGAACGAUACAGAGACUAGUUGUCGAACGUUUUAAUAGAAAACGAGAAUGUUGUCUCUGCGGCAAAGAUUACUGGAUGUCAGACUUACUCGCUCCGCUUCACAAUUCCCUCGCCUCAGACAGUGUUUGCAAUUGUGCGGAAUCAGAGGCAAUGGGAUUUUAUCCCGCUCUGCUUCUUCAAUUUGCAAGCCAGCAAAACUGUCGCGUUGUGAACGAGUUUAGCCCGGAUAGCGACAGAAGGAUCCUCUCUAACCAACCGACUCCUCUUGUUCUUGGGCUGCGGAAAAGCUCCCAAUUUGAGUUGCUAUUAUCUCGUUUCCCGGAUAUUCAAGCUACCGCGAUUGAAGAUAACGAGAGGGUAAUAUUCCCCUUUCUGCUUUUGGGGUCCCAGGCAGAGAAGCAUAGCGUAGGAUUCGAGUCAAUCGAGAGACAAUCAGCAUUCGCAACCAUUUCUCUGCUGGCUAUACAAAGGGACCUGUCAUUGAAGCGUCGUUUUAGGACAUGUCCUAUAGUGUGGUUGCUGGCAAACCAAGGAGAUGAAUGCAAAGUUUAUGCCGCUGUUCCUGAUGGAUUGCGCUCACGAAUCAUCGAGCUAUGGGGAGGAUCAAUCCUGAGACAUGACUACGCUCUGCAGCUCCUUCUUAUAGUCGAUAUGAUAUGCGAUUGGGCUAAGAAUAUCUUCAAAAAAACUAUCAUGGAGAAAUUAGGAGCACCAGUACUUGAUCGCCCUGAAAAGUCACAUGGUGCGACUCGUACGGGGCAACCUAACAAUGAGCUGGAUGAAAUUGGAGAGUCUCUUAGUGGGACAAAGCUCAGCGAAACCACACGAGCUAGCAGUGACCAAUUGAAAUGGUCUAAAAUUGCUCAUAUACGAUCGGAAACGGAUGUACGAUAUCAGUUUCGGUCGAUAUCACUGCCAGAGUCGAAAAAGGGCCUUACUCGAAUAUUGUUGGCUAUCGGAGGAACGCGUCACUUUUAUCAGGCAGCUCAGCAGCUUUUAUCUCUUUUCAAUCUAGAUGGUCCACUCAUUAUAAGAGCAGAACAAAUCUACCAUUUACACAGCACGUGGACCAACACGCCGUAUGAUAGCCUAUCCAGUGAUCCUGAGAUACAUUUCGCUAGUCUUUCUUUCCGUCCUUUCUUUGACGUCAUGACCGGCCAAAUGACUCAGGAGCUAUCAUGUAUUACCGCAUCAAUUCUCUCGAUGGAGCUUCUAGUCGGUAUUCUAACCGAAACGGAGAAGAAGCAAUUCUGCGAGGAUGGUAUAACGCCGACCCUACUCCUUCCUCAAACAAUUGCAUUACUUCGGGAUAUCUCUGCCCUUGAGUUGACACAGGCUGCGUUUCAGGACUUGCAUCUGCAUUUACAUGCCUUCAAACAGAUAGCGGGUGUCAACAACUGGGUGGAGGAUCGAACCAAGUCCCGAAUUCUCGAGACAUUCUGGGCUGUAGCAGAUGGUCAGGAACUUUCCUUCUGGAGGUGUCCUCACCAACUAUGCUCUAGUGUGGAAAGAACGGCAUUCCCCAACUCGACAGAAGAGGGACACAUUCUACGCAGGCUAGUACAAGGUCCUUGGCAGGAACAGCCAUGUAUUGUCGCCAAACUAAGGGAUGGCGGGGCGGCGGUGCUUUACUGCUGUGUUAUAAGGAAGGAUGAGAAUCCCGAAGACCUCCCAGCAAUCGGAAGGAAGAUCCAUAGAUUUCUCUACCGUCUGCCUGGCUCAAUAAAUGGGGUCCAAUACACUUCAGGUGAUAAAAGUGUUUUGACAGAUUGGGCUAAUUUCCUGGUCCAGCAUCAGUCAUGUUGA
Aspergillus caelatus is the source of this 2106-nucleotide messenger RNA. RefSeq lists its product as uncharacterized. Bases 1 to 2106 code for a protein of 701 amino acids. The record is from RefSeq and is a predicted model, not a curated record. The transcript has 4 exons. Lineage: Eukaryota; Fungi; Ascomycota; Eurotiomycetes; Eurotiales; Aspergillaceae.